Columba livia (rock pigeon) is the source of this 1543-nucleotide messenger RNA. RefSeq lists its product as uncharacterized. The coding region runs from base 29 to 1363 and encodes 444 amino acids. Lineage: Eukaryota; Metazoa; Chordata; Aves; Columbiformes; Columbidae. The transcript is spliced from 4 exons. The record is from RefSeq and is a predicted model, not a curated record.
ACCGGGGCAGCCCUUGUGUGGCAAUGUGAUGUCACUGUUGCAUCACAAACAUGGCCCUUAUUUCACUUGGUUUCAGGGAGGCUCAGGUGUCACUUUGACUGCGCGCGAGCCAGUGGGCAAGCGAGCAAGCGAGAUGGGCAAGUGUGUGGAAAACACAUCAGAGAUGGAAGGAGAAGCAAAGGCGCAGAGACCCCAGAGGAGAUUCUGGAGCUGUGUCAGGAGCAUGGGGGAAUGGUUGCUGACCUUCAUCGUAAUCCUGCCUGUUGCCGCCCUCUGCAAUAUCCUGCUGCCCUGCAUCUUGUUCGGCAUCCUGGGUGUGGACACCUACAAGGCCCGAUGGGCCAACACCACCAAGGUGAAGGGCACCUGUGUGAGCAAGAGCCCGCAGAGCAGCAGCGGGACGGACCCCAUGGGGGAGCAGCCCUGUCCCAUAGCCGCCUGUGCUGACAGCAGCUCCAAGCUCCCCAGCAACCGGCACUCCAUCGGCAACACGGAGGAGCUCGCCAGAUCCCUGAUGCAGUCCCUGGACAUGACUGAAGUCUGCCUUAGCCUGCUGGAGAAGCUGAGGAUAAGAUCUCGGGAUGGCGAGUCUCAUGUCCCACCUGAAGACAGGAUGAGCAAAUAUCCCGUAUGCCUGGAGUGCCGUCGAUGUGUCACCAGCAGCUGCCCGCACUGCAGCGAGCCUGAGGAACAACAGGACCUGCCCGUGCUGGUUGUUGUUCUCCAAAAAAUGGGCCUGGUGUCUUACAUUGGUGGCCUGGAGCCAGAACUGGAUGUGAAAAUGAGGCUGAUCUUUGCACUCAUCAUCAGUGGAGAGCCGGUCUACACAUGGGAGAAAAUACAGAUGCUCCCAGAAAGAGCCCCCGAGACGAGCUGCAAGGACUGUGACGGGUCUCUGCCCACGAGCCUUUGGGGCAGCGAGUGCUCGAAGGCCCCACAGUCCAUCCUCAGGGCCCAGGGGACACCAGAGGGACAGACAGGACUGGCCGAGAAGGACACAUGGGCUGCUCCAGACCUGCAGCCGGCUGGGCAGGGGGAGUUUCUCCCCAGCGCAGUCUCCGUGUAUCCCUGGCCCCCAUGGGCACAGGCCCCCUCCCCUGCGGCCCUGAAGCGGCUGCGCGGGGCUGGGCUGGAGCCGCUGCCCCCGGUGCGGUUCAAAGUCCUGGGGCGGGGGCUCAGUCUGCAGCAGAGCAUCCAGCACUCCUGGGCCACCGUGAUGAGGAGCCUUGGGGCCGCACUGGGCUGUCUGUGCACCACAGGGAGCUCGGAACCCACCGACACCGUGGAGCAGGACCAGAUGGUGCAUCUGGAUCUCCAGCGCAGGGCUGACGUGCCCUUGCACACCACGGAGGAGGUGGUGUGAAGAGCUCCAGCAGGACAAGCCGCGGGACCAAGGACAGGAGGAGCCCCCAAGCGCCUGGAGCUCUGCUGGGAUGGAGCAAAGACCCGCCUGUCGCCCCUGGAGGCCUCGAGCAGCAGAGCCCCGAAGAGCAGCUGUGAGCGGAGAGCUCAGCGCUGACACCACGCUUCUGUCAGAAUAAAA